Trichomycterus rosablanca is the source of this 1066-nucleotide messenger RNA. RefSeq names its product B-cell receptor CD22. Gene Ontology annotation, molecular function: transmembrane signaling receptor activity. Gene Ontology annotation, biological process: cell surface receptor signaling pathway. The transcript is spliced from 3 exons. The coding region runs from base 72 to 749 and encodes 225 amino acids. Lineage: Eukaryota; Metazoa; Chordata; Actinopteri; Siluriformes; Trichomycteridae. Gene Ontology annotation, cellular component: plasma membrane. The record is from RefSeq and is a predicted model, not a curated record.
AUGCACAUGUUUUUAAUUAUACAAGUUAAAGCGGAAGUCAGAAUGGAAGCAGACGAGUAAAAGUACCAGAAAUGAAAGCCAAUCUGGUGUUACUCCUGAUUUCAGUUUUACGUGGAUCUACUUUCAUGCCAGACCUCACUGGGCCCAGUAUGGCCUACUUAAAAUCUACAGUAACUUUUGAAUGUACGAUGUCAGUGUCAACAUCACCUCCGAUCUUCGAUCUCAUAAAGGACGAUGGCAAGAUACUUGCCACACGAGAUGAUCCACAAGAAGACCAACCAAUCAGAUUCUAUCUAAAAGUCAGCAUGGAAUCAGAGGGUGUGUAUUUUUGUAGGGUGACUUCGAGAGGACAAAAGAGCAUGAGCAACCCAGUGCACUUACAAGUAGUCAUCCCUGUUCAAGGAACCUACAUAGUUCCUGAUCCCGACCCGCCCGUCCUUUAUGAGAGAGCGGGACUUAUUCUGCGAUGUGAAGUAAAAAAAGGGACACAUCUGGAUUAUGAUUGGUACCACAACAAGCAGGAAGUGACUUCACCCUCAUCACUUUACCAUCUCGCAGAAAACACAAUGAGAGUGGAUAGCGCAAGUGAAAGGCAUGCUGGAACUUAUUCUUGUGUGGCCAAAAACAGGAUGAAGAAUAACACCAGAUACUCCAGCAGCAUGCCGGUUACAGUACAUGUAAAAAGUAAAUGUUGUCUAUAUGAAGAAAAAGUCUUGUUAAACCCUGAUCCCAAACUAAAGCAUUUAUAGGGUUGGUGGGACCAUCGUUUACUACAAGUUUACUUGUACUGAUAAAUAAAAAAAACAGUCCACUUAAAGAUUUAAGGGUAGUCAAUAUAAGGUGUGUAUCGAAAGGUUAACGUUAAUUAUAAAACGGAUAGUUCCGGUCCUAAAAUCUGAUUUGCUGAGUCGCGUUCGAAGCCGUUGUAAAAUCCCCGAUAAACGCACACCAAGGACCACCUCACAUCAUUCCAUAUUAAUACGCCACUAAAAAGAAAAAGUGAAUGUUAUUUUCGCCCUCAUGUUGCCUAGCAACACUGUUAAUCGAACUACCUUGCGUCGCGGAA